Epinephelus lanceolatus (giant grouper) is the source of this 627-nucleotide messenger RNA. Lineage: Eukaryota; Metazoa; Chordata; Actinopteri; Perciformes; Serranidae. The record is from RefSeq and is a predicted model, not a curated record.
ACUGCUGCACCUACAACUGUUGCACCUACAACGGCUGCAUCUACAACUGCCGCCCCAACAACUGCUGCACUGACCACUACAGCACCUACUACUGCACCUGCUACAACUGCUGCACCUACCUGCACCUACAACUACAGCACUAACAACAGCUGCACCUACAACUGCAGCACCUACAACAGCUGUGCCUACAACGGCUGCACAGACAACUGCAGCACCUACUACUGCAACUAUUACAACUGCCGCUCCAACAACUGCUGCACCUACAACUGCCACUCCAACAACUGCCGUGCCUACAACGGCUGCACAGACAACUGCAGCACCUACUACUCAACUGCUGCACCUACAACUGCCACACCUACAACUGCCACUCAAACAACUGCCACUCCAACAACUGCCGUACCUACAACAGCUGCACCUACAACUGCUGCACCUACAACUGCUGCUCCAACAACUACUGUGCUGACCACUGCAGCACCUACUACUGCAGCUCCUACAACUGUUGCAUCUACAACUGCUGCUCCUACAACAGCUGCACCGACAACUGCCGCUCCAACAACUACUGCACCUACAACUGCCGCUCGAACAACUGCUGCUCCAACAACUGUUGCAUCUACAACAGCUGCACCU